UUGGCAGCGCUAGUUAGGUAGAGAGUCCUGGAUCUGGCCAGCCUACUGGUUCUUCAUCGAAAAUUGAGCGCUCGUACUCCGCCAACAUCGCCGGUCUCGGUCCUGCCGUCCUCGGCGGCCACCAGGAUGAUGCCGCCCACUGGCCACCAAGAAAUGGGUGCUGCUGCACGGCUCCUCUGCUCCCCAGUCAUAUUGCAACGUCCCAUGACCACUGCUUCCUCUCCGUCGAGGCCACCCGGCUUCGCAGGUGCUCCCUCGCAUUUGGACCUGCUGAACCCGCUCUUCGCUACCACUGGAGAGAGUGUCUUGGGCACCCCUCCCAUGUCCUCGCCGCCGGGACGCCCGGCCCGUCGUCGCAAGACCCUGGCAGGCAUGGCCAUCAACAAGGCCAGGGCCUGCACCUUCUCCCUCAGGCGGGCCAGUACCCGCGUCAAGGCCCGCCGUCAUGCCGCGCCUGUCGCACAGAAGGCUGAGGCGCUGCUCUGCAGGACUAUGGGCAUUGUGAAGGAUGGAGAGCUCGUCACGGCGCAGGUCCUCGAGGAGUUUGCAUGUCGCUUCCGCGGCCAGAUUCCGGACAUGGCGCUGGCGGCCUUCCGCGCCUUGUUCAAGCUGGACGACGGUGCCGUGCUGGCUGCUGAUGAAGCUUUGGUGGCACAAGGUGGUGUGGCUGCUUUGGAUGUGCUGGCGCCUGAAGCCGAGGCCAGCGCCUGAUGGCCCUGUUAUCCCUCUUAGAGUUAUCUGCUGUUACCAUGUUAAGCACUUUUCAUUUCAAACUUUCCUGUGUCGAUCUGUGUUGGCACAGGUUGCUAUCCUUAGUUGUGUGUCCGAUCAAGAACCUGUUCUCUAGCUUAAUCAUCUUGCUAGUUCACUUUCA
Messenger RNA from Lolium perenne, 874 nucleotides. The record is from RefSeq and is a predicted model, not a curated record. NCBI's taxonomy places the organism in Eukaryota, Viridiplantae, Streptophyta, Magnoliopsida, Poales, Poaceae.